UUUGCGUAUCGUGUUGCGGCGUUUCUUUCUUCCGGCUACGGUUUGCCUUAUAAUUUACUUUCAUUUUGGGUUGUGUUUGCCUGUUGAGGCCAGAAAAGUUUGCAGAUCCACCCAAAGCAGCAACCCUCAAAGUCCCAAUUCCCACGUCUCCCUCCCUUUUAAAUUGUACCCACAGGCUCAUUUCCCUUCGUUUUAUCAUUUCCUUCCAUCUACCAAACAGGCCCCCCUCCCUUCAUUAAAAUUUAAAAACACGCGCCUCAAGCCUUCGAGUCCUUAACUACCAAGCUUUCGACGCAGAGACCGUAGAAGAUAAUGGGUUCUGAUCUAAGCGAAGAUAGAUCCGAGAUUGUCUUCUUCGACUUGGAAACUACGGUUCCCACCCGCACAGGUCAGGGUUUUGCGAUACUGGAAUUCGGAGCUAUCCUUGUGUGCCCGAGGAAUCUGGAGGAACUUCGGAGCUACUCCACCUUGGUCCGACCAGCCAAUCCUUCUUUAAUCUCUACUAAGUCCGUUCGAUGCAAUGGAAUCACAGCUGACGCCGUCAGGUCCGCCCCUACUUUCGCCGAAAUUGCGGACACUGUCUACGAUAUACUCCAUGGGAGGAUUUGGGCGGGACAUAAUAUCACACGGUUUGACUGUGUUCGGAUAAGGGAAGCAUUUGCUGAGAUUGGAAGAUCAUCGCCGGAGCCCAAGGGCAUUAUUGAUUCGUUAGCCUUGCUGACCCAGAGGUUUGGAAGAAGAGCUGGGGACAUGAAGAUGGCUAGUCUUGCCACUUAUUUUGGGCUCGGAAAACAGACGCAUAGGAGUUUAGACGAUGUCCGUAUGAAUCUUGAAGUUCUGAAGUACUGUGCAACAGUUUUGCUCUUGGAGUCAAGCCUCCCAAAUGAAUUUUCAGAAAAAAGUUCGGUUUCACCAAGCGCUACUACAAGAAGCCGUAAAAAUGGGAAAUCAUCUCUAGAAGGGCCUGGCAUAAGCAUAGAUGCUCCUUCUUCUAGUUCAAAGUUUGAAAAUGCUUCUCCUGAAUACCAUGAAGAUAAGGAGGGUGAUUCUUUCCAUUCUCCACAGACAAGCUUUGCAUCUAAUACAUCUCAAUCAGAUCCCUUUGACAUGAGUGCUCUCAGCAAUGAAAUGCAUACCGACUCCCUUCAACAAGAUGCUGCCAUGGAAGAAAAUCCUAUUACAGAGUCUUCUGAGAUGCCUUCAGCAGUGACUGAUCCUGGAAGUUCCAGCGGCAAUGCGAGAUUUUUGGAACCUAGUGAAGUUAUUGUUUCUUCUAUUAGGGCAUGUUUUGCUACAUUCAUUAAUGGGGGUCGAAGAAUGAUAUUAUUGUAUGAGCAUGCCAUCUUGCAGCUUUGUUGCCAUCAUUUAAGGGUGCGGUUUGGUUUGAGUACAAAAUUUGCUGAUCAUGCUGGACGACCACGGUUGAGUUUUGUGGUUGAUGCAUCUCCAAUUUUGUGUGGAGUUCUUGGAGCAUGUGAUGAUGUUGCAAGGAAAUUGUUUUUGGAAUCAGGUAGCAGCUCCGAAUGGAGGCCUGUUGUUAACAGAAAACCUGGCUUCUUCAACUGCCCAACAGUGAGAUUCCACAUACCCACUGCAGUGAAUGAGGGUGGUGCUAAAUAUGCAACUGAAAUGUAUCAGAAAGAUGCUUCUGGAACUGUACAAAAGCUUAUAUUCAGUAAGUUCGAUGCUGCAGAACUUGAUACCUGGUUUAGUCUAGGGACCUUCUUGGAUGCCUUUUACUCCUUGCAUCCAUAUGAUUAUCAGCAGAGUGCUGGCAUCCGAUUAGUGGCAAAGAAACUAAUCAUUCACAAAGAGUGAAGGGAGAAGGUUCUCUAAUCUAUUGUUGAUUGCUUGCAGUUUACAUUUGUAACAAAUUAGGCCAACGUGUAAAGAUGAAAGCAAUAUCUGUUGUUAUUUAGGGUAAAAUGCAAGCGACUUGAACGCUAACAUUUGACGUUGUUUACAUGUAACAGCAAAAUUAGUUCAGAUUGUUAUUUUAAUGAUAGACUUUAAAGGGACAGUGAUAAUCCUAUUGCUUUUUUUUUC
Molecule: messenger RNA, 2046 nt
Organism: Manihot esculenta (cassava)
Lineage: Eukaryota; Viridiplantae; Streptophyta; Magnoliopsida; Malpighiales; Euphorbiaceae
Product: protein NEN1
Exons: 6
Coding region: 313-1818 (501 amino acids)
Molecular function (GO): nucleic acid binding; 3'-5' exonuclease activity
Source: RefSeq, a predicted model, not a curated record